AUGGUGAAGAUACUUGGACUUCAUUAUAUAAAGAUUGAAGGUCAUAAAGGGAAAUAUUUUACAGUCAUGCAAAGUGUUUUCUACCCUGAUGAGAGAAUACUUGAAAGGUAUGAUUUGAAGGGUUGUGAAGCAAGUAGAUACACUGAACCUGAACCUGAAAACAGUGAGAUUAUCACAGUACUUAAAGAUAAGAAUCUCAAAGGUUAUCAAAUAGAUUUAGGAGAACAAAGACAAUGGUUUUUAGAUCAAGUUCAAUACGAUACAGAAUUUCUUGAGCAAAUUGGUGUUAUGGAUUACAGUUUGUUGCUAGGAUACCAUCCAAUACAUUUCACAGAGCGACAGCAAGAAAACCAGUUUGCUCAUGUUGUUGUUAGAGUUCAGAAGUCAGUUCCGUUGAAGAGAUCAGAAGCUACCAUUGCUAAAAUGCUGUGUGACAAAUGUAAAGAAAUGAGAAAAGAUGAAAAGAACAAAGGAAGAGAGACGAGUGAUGAAAUUACUGGCAAUGAACUGAAAGAUGAAACAACUCAUGACCAAACCCCAACUGAAUCACCGAAAACUACAGCAGGGAAUAAGUUUAAACAAGCCAGUAAAGACGCUGUAAUGCUUCCCAAUAUGGUUCCAACAACACCGGAAAUAGCAAGAUUACAUGAGAACAGGGAAUCUACAGUGGAGUUAGAUCAGCUAAAACAAAAGAAUAUGCGUUUGUUAUUAGAAAAAACCAAUGCUUUGAAUAUCAUAGAUGGUAAAAAUGAUCGCUAUUUUAUGGGUAUUAUUGAUUUUUUCACUGAAUACAAAGCAAAGAAGAAAGCAGAACACAUCUAUAAAUCGAUAAGAUAUCCAACUUCUUCUUUCUCAACCGUCUCACCGAGUAAAUAUGCACGUAGAUUUCGCAAGUUUAUGGAGGAUAAUUCAAAAUAG
Messenger RNA from Saccoglossus kowalevskii, 918 nucleotides. RefSeq names its product phosphatidylinositol 4-phosphate 5-kinase-like protein 1. NCBI's taxonomy places the organism in Eukaryota, Metazoa, Hemichordata, Enteropneusta, Harrimaniidae. Gene Ontology annotation, molecular function: 1-phosphatidylinositol-4-phosphate 5-kinase activity. Gene Ontology annotation, biological process: phosphatidylinositol phosphate biosynthetic process. The record is from RefSeq and is a predicted model, not a curated record. Gene Ontology annotation, cellular component: plasma membrane.